Messenger RNA from Cryptomeria japonica (Japanese cedar), 339 nucleotides. RefSeq names its product SKP1-like protein 1B. The transcript is spliced from 3 exons. Gene Ontology annotation, cellular component: cytoplasm; nucleus. Lineage: Eukaryota; Viridiplantae; Streptophyta; Pinopsida; Cupressales; Cupressaceae. Gene Ontology annotation, molecular function: cullin family protein binding. Gene Ontology annotation, biological process: SCF-dependent proteasomal ubiquitin-dependent protein catabolic process. The record is from RefSeq and is a predicted model, not a curated record. The coding region runs from base 1 to 339 and encodes 112 amino acids.
AUGGAAGGCAAGGUGAUUUUAAGCAGUUCCGACGGUCAAUCGGAUACAAGCAAAUACCAUGUUGAAGCCCAAAAGUCGGAUACAAGCGAACCAACUGCGGAUUUGAAGAAACGGGUUAGGGAGUUGGUAGCUGAUGAUAAAGACACUCUCUUCCAGUUGAUUAUCGCAGCAGAUUUCCUUCACAUUCAGAGUCUUCUUGAUUUAUCAUACCAGAUUGUGUCUGAGGACAUUGCAGCAUGUAAAGACCAACAAAUGAUUCGCCAAAAAAUUAACAUAGAAAAUGACUAUAGUCCUGAAGAGGAGGAAGAGGUUUUAAAGCUGCAUAAUAUAUUUGAAUGA